Molecule: messenger RNA, 1992 nt
Organism: Condylura cristata (star-nosed mole)
Lineage: Eukaryota; Metazoa; Chordata; Mammalia; Eulipotyphla; Talpidae
Gene: MYOC
Product: myocilin, trabecular meshwork inducible glucocorticoid response
Exons: 3
Coding region: 1-1473 (490 amino acids)
Biological process (GO): signal transduction; osteoblast differentiation
Cellular component (GO): Golgi apparatus
Source: RefSeq, a predicted model, not a curated record
AUGCUGGCCACCCAGUUGCUGCUGCUGGCCUGUCUGGCCUGGGGGUUGGGGGCCAGGACAGCCCAGCUCCAGAAGGCCAAUGACCAGAGUGGCCGAUGCCAGUAUACCUUUACUGUGGUCAGUCCCAAUGAGUCCAGCUGUCCUGACCAGGGCCUGGCCAUGUCAGCCAUCCAGGACCUGCAGAGGGACAGCAGAGCCCAGCAUGCAGACCUGGAGACCACCCGGGCCCGUCUUAGCUCCCUGGAGGGCCUCCUGCACCAGCUGACUUUGAACCAGGCUGCCAAGGCCUUGACAACCCAGGAGGGUCUGCCAGGGGAGCUGGGACCUCUGGGCAGAGAAAGAGAUCAGCUGGAAUCCCAGACCAGAGAGCUGGAGACAGCCUACAGCCUGCUCCUCCGAGACAAGUCAGCUCUGGAGGAAGAGACCAGGCGGCUGGGGGCUGAGAACAAGGUCCUGGCCAGCAGGCUGGAAAGCAGCAGCCAGGAGGUGGAAAUGCUGAGAAGGCGCCAGUGUCCUCAGGCUGGGAGCACCUCGCAGGACAUGCCAGCAGGCUCCAGGGAAGUUUCUAAAUGGAAUUUGGAGAAAUUGGACUUUCAGGAACUGAAAUCAGAGUUAACUGAGGUUCCUGCUUCUGGAAUCUUGAAGGAGAGUCGGCCUGGCCAGCUGGGGAAUGAAGAGGAAGCUGCUGGAUGUGGAGAACUCGUGUGGGUUGGAGAGCCUGUCACUCUAAGAACAGCUGAAACCAUCUCGGGCAAGUAUGGGGUAUGGAUGCGAGACCCCAAGCCUGCCUCACCCUACACCCAGGAGACAACAUGGAGAAUUGACACCGUGGGCCCUGACAUCCGCCAGGUUCUCGAGUACAGCCUCACCAGCCAGUUCUUGCAGGGCUAUCCUUCCAAGGUCCAUGUGCUGCCCCGGCCACUCGAAAGCACUGGGGCUGUGGUCUACCAGGGAAGCCUUUACUUUCAGGGGGCAGGGUCCAGAACUGUGAUCAGGUAUGAGUUGAUCUCCGAGUCGGUGAAGGCUGAGAAAGAAAUCCCAGGAGCUGGGUACCACGGACAGUUCCCCUACUCAUGGGGUGGUUACACGGAUAUUGACCUGGCAGUGGAUGAGACAGGCCUCUGGGUCAUCUAUAGCACUAAGGAAGCCAAAGGCGCCAUUGUCCUUUCCAAACUGAACCCAGAGAAUCUGGAACUUGAACAGACCUGGGAGACAAACAUCCGUAAGCUGUCAGUUGCCAAUGCCUUCAUCAUCUGUGGCACCUUAUACACAGUCAGCAGCUACUCAUCACCUGAUGCUACCAUCAAUUUCGCAUAUGACACGGGCAAGAAGAGCAGCAAGGCCCUGAAUGUCCAGUUCAAGAACCGCUACAAGUACAGCAGCAUGGUUGACUACAACCCUCUGGAGAAGAAGCUCUUUGCCUGGGACAACUUUAACAUGGUGACCUAUGACAUUAGGCUCUCACAGAUCUGAAACGUCGCCAAGUCUUGUCAGGACAGGCAGAAAAAGAGGGUGUGCAGAGUUCUGGAGCAGCCAGACAGCCAAACUCAUGCAGCUUUUCUCUGCUCUCCAACGUUUAAUCUAUCCAGUAGAAUGUGCACUGGCCCCCAGGAUAGUAGUAGCAAUCUGGGAAUUUAGACGACUUCACAUUAUAAUACCCUUUUCUCUUGUUCGCUCUUAAAGGGAUAUUUAACCAAAAAGGUUUUUUUCUGGGCAAAAAGCUUAAAUGUGUAGCAGUUUCUAUAUGAAAACCACAAGGCUUUUUAUAUAUGGCCUUCACAGGCUGAAGAGAGUAUGCUUGGAGGAAGACAGCUUGGGGAAAACAAAUUUCCCCAGGUGCCUCUAGGGCCCCUCUGUAUUGCAUGGUUUCUGUUAAGUCAGACAAAAAGCCAAAUUUCUGCAGGGCAUGCAGCCCUACGGCCAGCACUGGACAGAUAUAAGAUGCACUUGCUUUAGGUGGCGUCUAAUGCUUUACCCUGUGAAAUAAAAUGA